AUGAGUGAGAGAAACCAUGAGAAAGAGAGUCAGGUAACCUUACACUGCCCCAUGUUGACGAGAAGCAACUAUGCGGCUUGGGAAAUAAAGAUGAAGGUGUUUAUGCAAGCAAAAGGGGUCUGGGAUGCUGUUGAGCCCAAAACAGCAAACACCAUUGUUGAAGUGAAGAAAGAUAAGAUGGCUCUGGCAGCCAUUUACCAAGGUAUACCCAAAGAACUGUUGUUGUCGAUUGCUAAGAAACAAACUGCAAAGGAUGCGUGGGAAACGCUCAAAGUCAUGUGUAUGAGGGCAGACCUCAUUAAGAAUGCAAAAGUCCAGACUCUCAAGGUUGAAUUUAAAGCUCUCAACAUGAAAGAAACGGAGCAUGUAGAUGACUUCACCAUGAAGGUGAAUAACAUUGUAAGCAACAUACGUGCAUUGGGUGAUUCAGUAGAGGAACCCUAUGUUGUAAAGAAAAUAUUACUAGUUGUUCUUGGAAAGUUCGUGCAGAUAGCUUCGACCAUAGAGCAAUUUGAAGACAUAAACAAGAUGACAGUAGAAGAAGUGAUUGAAGAUAGGAAGCUAUUACUUACACACCAAGAAUGGGCUGAGAGAAGUAAGAAGCAACGUGAAGAAGAACAGAAGUCAUCAAAAAACUGUACCGGGGAAACCCAAACAGCUCACGAGGCUGAGGAAGAGGUAGGGGUAAAGGUGGAAGCCAAAGCAAUCGCGGACGAGGUAGAGGAGGAGGUUAUCAUCAAAGAGAAGGAAACUAAGGAGGCUGUGGAAACUCAAACAACUGAGACAAACCGAGAACGUAAACAGGAGGCAAAUUUGACUCGAGAACACCAAGAUAAUGAACCUGCACUACUACUUGCUAGUCACAACCCGUAUGAAGUCAUUGAAGAGGUGUUUCUCAAUGAGAAGAACCUAGUCCCAACACUGAAAAAGACAAGCGAGCCACCUACCCUUUCAAAUAUGUGGUACCUCGACAAUGGAGCGAGUAACCAUAUGACUGGACAAAAGGAUAAGUUUCAUACACUGAAUAAAUCAGUCCACGGCUUUGUUAAAUUUGGAGAUGGGUCAAAAGUUCGUAUAGAGGGUCGAGGAUCUAUUGUUUUUCAGUGCAAAAAUGGAGAUGAAUGGUGCUAA
Messenger RNA from Lactuca sativa (garden lettuce), 1131 nucleotides. RefSeq lists its product as uncharacterized. The record is from RefSeq and is a predicted model, not a curated record. NCBI's taxonomy places the organism in Eukaryota, Viridiplantae, Streptophyta, Magnoliopsida, Asterales, Asteraceae.